AUGCGAGCGCCCUUGAGCAUUAUAUACAACUUUGAUGAAUGCGGCUUCCAACCUGGUCAAGGGCGAUCGAGAAAGGUUAUCGGCUCUGGCUUAGCUUGCCCUGAUCUAGCUGAAACUGAUCGAGGCGAAACUAUUACAGCAGUUGAAUGUAUCGCUGCUGACGGCUGGCUAAUGGAUCCGCUCUUUAUCUUUAAGAGUAGCGGAUCUAACUUCAAGGAAGCCUGGUACGAUGGUAGCGAAGCCCUUCCACCUAAUACCGGCACUGCAAUUUCACCGAACGGCUGGAUUUCUGAUGAACUAGCCCUGUGCUGGCUAGGGUAUUUUAUCAAUGCGACUGCUGGUGAUCGCUUACUACCGGGCGAGAAGCGGUACCUUAUCUUCGACGGGAACGGCGCGCAUCUAACUCUCGAAUUUCUAGAGAAAUGCGAGAAGUAUGCGAUCGUACCAUUCGCAUUUCUACCGCAUUCUACACACCUCUGUCAACCGCUCGACGGGAAGCCCUUUUUGAAUUAUAAACAGCAAUUUCGGCUCGAGAAUAAUGAGCUAUCAUUUUGGGGUGGCCGACCGUACGGGAAGGCUGAAUUUCUACGGAUUAUCCAGCCGAUUCGUGAGCGAACAUUCCACCCGCGAAUUAUUCGCGAUUCCUUCAAAGAUAGUGCGAAAGCUCAGCGAAAUCUCACUAGGAUCUUCCAACACCAGCGAGAGAAGCUUGAAGAGCUUGCUAUGACGCAGGACUCGAUUCGGCGCAUUCGAGCUGCGCAAGCCCCCCAACGUCGUGUAUACACUAAGCGGCAGGUUAAAACGCUAAGCCAGGAUGGUAUCCUUCGCCCUCGUGAUGCGAAUCGGUCAAUUAAAGAGCGGAAGGAGAAGGAAAACGCUGCAGAGAAGCGGAGGAUUGAUAAGGCAGCGGAGAAGGCGUACGGCUUCAAGCCUUCACAACUAUCGGAUGAGACUAUUCAGAGGGCAAAGGAUAGUGCGAAGGAAGCGAAGGAUAACGGAGAGCUCUUUUUUUAUGGGUUAAUUGCGUGUUUUUAG
Messenger RNA from Penicillium cataractarum, 1035 nucleotides. RefSeq names its product transcriptional regulator family: Centromere protein B DNA-binding region. The record is from RefSeq and is a predicted model, not a curated record. Gene Ontology annotation, cellular component: nucleus. Gene Ontology annotation, molecular function: DNA binding. Lineage: Eukaryota; Fungi; Ascomycota; Eurotiomycetes; Eurotiales; Aspergillaceae. The transcript has 3 exons. Bases 1 to 1035 code for a protein of 344 amino acids.